This is a messenger RNA of Osmerus eperlanus (European smelt), 1267 nucleotides long. RefSeq names its product nicotinate-nucleotide pyrophosphorylase [carboxylating]-like. Gene Ontology annotation, biological process: quinolinate catabolic process; NAD+ biosynthetic process. Bases 166 to 1095 code for a protein of 309 amino acids. The record is from RefSeq and is a predicted model, not a curated record. Gene Ontology annotation, molecular function: nicotinate-nucleotide diphosphorylase (carboxylating) activity. Gene Ontology annotation, cellular component: cytoplasm. The transcript is spliced from 5 exons. NCBI's taxonomy places the organism in Eukaryota, Metazoa, Chordata, Actinopteri, Osmeriformes, Osmeridae.
CAAAAGAAGAGGAAUUUUUCGUCCGUUGCCGAGGAAUAUAUAUGUCUAUUUUGUCGUUUUACUGAAUACCAGAACACAACAUUCAUCCCCAGUGACCAUCGGCAACCUGGCACAUCCCAGCUAGAGCAUCAACAGAUAAAAGACGACCCAUAUUCACCUAUCAGUAUGAGCCAGCCACAACUCGACCUGUCACACUCAAUCCCGCCCCACACGAUUACUCGCCUGGUACGCGAGUGGCUGGCAGAGGACACGCCCAACUUCGACCCUGCAGGGGUGUGUGUGGGGUCACAGGAGGUUGAGGCUAGUUUGUUUUGUAAAUCACCCUGUAGUAUCUUGGCGGGAAUCCCCUUCUUCACAGCUGUGUUUACUGAGCUUGGCUGCACUGUGGAAUGGAUGUACCAAGAGGGGGCAGACCUGGGUCCAGGGGCUGUAACCCCAACUGCUGUGGUGAGAGGCCCAGCCAGGUGUGUCCUCCUGGGGGAGAGGCCAGCCCUCAACUGCCUGGCCCGAGCUUCUGGGAUUGCCACUCGCUGCACUAAACUGCAGUAUAUCACCUCAAAAGCUGGCUGGCAAGGGCAGGUGGCGGGCACACGGAAAACAACCCCUGGCUUCCGGUUGGUGGAGAAGUAUGCCAUGCUGGUGGGCGGAGUGUCCAUGCACAGACAGGAUCUGAGCGGGAUGGUGAUGCUGAAGGAUAACCAUGUUUGGGCGUCAGGAAGUAUCACACGGGCGGUUAGGGAUGCCCGUGCAGUGUGUGGCUUCAGCAGUAAGAUCGAGGUGGAGUGUGGUUCCAGAGAGGAGGGCAGCGAGGCAGCUGAAGCAGGAGCUGACAUAGUAAUGCUGGAUAACUUCAACCCUGAGGAACUGCAUGUUGCAGCACGGCUUCUGAAGGAGAAGUUCCCCUUUCUGCUGAUUGAGGCCAGUGGAGGGGUAACACUCAGUUCCCUCCCUGAAUACCUUUCCUCUCAUGUGGACAUCAUCUCCCUGGGUUGCAUAACGCAGGGUUGCCCCAUUGUUGACUUCUCUCUCAAUGUUCAAAAACCUGUUUUUGUACCUUUUAUGGGGAGCCUAAAUAAAAAAAAUUGUAAAGAGUAAAUAAGAAUCCAGCUAAAAUAAAUUGCUGUUGCAAUACUCCAUUCUAUUUCCAUUAUAGUUAAGUGAUUUUGAUAUUCUAUUCGUUUGAGGAUAUAAACCUGGAAUAACUAGAAACAGUAUAAAAUAUUUGAUUAAUUAAACUGUAACACACAAAAAAUUGUAAUAAAAGAGA